Molecule: messenger RNA, 2685 nt
Organism: Bombina bombina (fire-bellied toad)
Lineage: Eukaryota; Metazoa; Chordata; Amphibia; Anura; Bombinatoridae
Product: lethal(3)malignant brain tumor-like protein 3
Exons: 22
Coding region: 53-2302 (749 amino acids)
Biological process (GO): regulation of DNA-templated transcription
Cellular component (GO): nucleus
Molecular function (GO): protein binding; zinc ion binding
Source: RefSeq, a predicted model, not a curated record
AUCUUGCGGUAGAAGGGGCGGCUCUGGAAGAGAAGAGGGGUGGGGCAGGGAGAUGUCUCAAGGAGUUGCCUCUGACUUUGACCUGAUGAAUGCAUUGGAUUGGAGUGACGGCAUUGCUACCCUUCCUGGGAGUCACAUCCAGUUCCGUCUUAGUGAGUUUGGGACCCUGGAUAUAAUCACAGGCUCUGACCUUGCUCCUCCCACCUCCAGUGCUUCUGCAGCAGGGCAAACCACUUCUAAUUCCAACCUUCCUGCUGCGACCCAAGGAGAUAAAAUAACUGGCAAAAGUAAAGAACAAGAGAUGGAGAAACGGGAAACAACAACAGAGAUUGAUGUUACUUCAGUGAUACCUCCUGUAGAAGAACAAACAGCCCCUCAGACACGGCCUCCACCAUCCGCAGUUUCUGCACCUUCUGUGGACAACGAGCGUCCACAGCGGCUGCGUAGGAAAAGGAAAUUACUCCUGGAAUCUGAGGAGGACGAGGAUGGAAUGGAAAAGGAGGAAGAUAAAAAUAGGGGGAGUCUGAAGAGUCGAAAACCAAAACAAACAAAAGCAGCACCACAAUCAAAGAAAAAAACAUGGAACUGGGUCUCCUACCUUGAAGAGGAGAAGACACCAGCUGCUCCACUGAAGUGCUUCAAAGAGCACCAGAACUUUCCUCAAUCUUCAAACAAUUUUAAGGUGGGAAUGAAGAUGGAGGGUAUAGAUCCUGAACAUCCAUCUUUGUACUGUGUACUUACUGUGGUGGAGGUUCAAGGUUAUCGGAUUCGUCUCCAUUUUGAUGGGUAUCCUGACUGCUAUGAUUUUUGGGUUAAUGCUGAUUCACUUGAUAUCCACCCCGUGGGGUGGUGUGAAAAAACAGGACACAAACUAAUGCCUCCCAAAGGUUACAGAAAUGGUGAAUUUAAUUGGUCUUUAUACCUCAAACACUGUAAGGCUCAGACAGCUCCAAAAACACUGUUUAAAAGCUAUAACACGCCAGGGACACCCACUGGUUUCCGGGUUGGUAUGAAGUUAGAAGCUGUAGAUCGUAAAAAUCCAACCUUGCUGUGUGUAGCCACCAUCUCUGAUACUGUGGAGAACAGACUUCUCAUUCAUUUUGAUAGUUGGGAUCACAGCUAUGAUUACUGGUGUGAUGCUAGUAGUCCAUAUAUCCGACCGGUUGGCUACUGUCAGGAAUCUGGAAUCGCUUUGACCCCUCCUCCGGAAUAUAAAGAGCCAAAAGCUUUCUCCUGGGAAAGUUAUCUAGAGAAGACUGGAGCCCAGGCAGCCCCGGCAAGGGCCUUCAAACUGCGUCCUCCACAUGGAUUCCAACCAAACAUGAAACUGGAAGCUGUGGACCGGAGGAAUCCCAUGCUAAUAAGGGUUUGUAGCAUUGUCGAGCAAGAGGAGAACCGCAUUAAGCUUCAUUUUGAUGGCUGGAGCUCUCUAUAUGAUUUCUGGGUGGAUGCAGAUAGCCCGGAUAUUCACCCUGUAGGAUGGUGUGGAAAAACUGGACACCCCCUCCAGCUGCCCGCAGGUGCAACAGAUACAAUGCCAGUGGCAGGACAAGGCUGUCCCAUUGCUGGCUGCAAUGGAAUUGGGCAUGUAAGGGGACCAAGAUAUGGAACACAUUAUACUGCUGUUGGAUGUCCAUACUCAGAGGUAAAUCUUAACAGAGAAAAUUUACUGCAAGAUCGUCUUAAUGGAGAGCGACUGCCACAAAUCCACAUUACUUCUCGGUCCCGCAGACCAGGAACUCCAAAUACAAUUUUGGACCCUCCUCCUGACUCUCCCCUAUCUAGCAGGAAGUCUCCACCACCUAUAGAUGAAUGUUGGAGAAGUAAUCCAUGGGUAAAGUCAGAGUGGAUAGAGGAAGAAAUGGACAAUAAACUGCCACCUAAGAGGAGUGCUCAUACAUACAUUCGCCUGCAACUAGUGAAACAGGAGAUGGACGGAACAGACUCAGAACUGAGUUUAGAACAAGCUCUUCACCAGUCUGUAUUCAUGACGUCCUUGUCCUCAGACCCUGGUCACCGAAUACACCUGUGCUGGGAGCAGCAGUGCCGUCUACUUCCUGAAGUGUCCUCAUACACUGCUCAGACUGUUAGCAAAUGGAAUUCAGAGGAGGUGGCUAAAUUUGUGCACCAGCUUCCUGGUUGUAAUGAACAAGCCUCAAUCUUCAGAGAAGAGCAGAUAGACGGGGAGGCUUUUCUAUUGUUGACUCAGGGUGACCUUGUGAAGAUACUUGGCAUAAAACUCGGACCAGCCUUAAAAAUCUACAACUCAAUUCUCAUGUUCCAUAAUUUGGUCCAGGACUGAGUGGUAGAGCAACCUUGGAACAAAAGAAUGGAUGAAGAUGUGGACAAGAGAAAGUGUUGAGUGUUGCUGCUAUGUAUGCAUGAUGGAGAUGAGUGUAAGAGGCAUCUGGGAAGUGUGAGUGAAGUGGUGUUUUUUUUUUUUGUUUUUUUUUUUGUUUUUUUAUAUAUCAUAAGCAGACUGUGAAAAUCAGAAUCAUGUACAAACAGAAAUGUGCAAAUAAACGUGGACCCUGAAGGGAUUAACUGUAUAAAUGUAUGAUAACACUACUCCAGUGAUUCCUUGUUUUCUUUAUUACCAAGGGUGCUGUUCUUGGAGCAGUAUAUCUGGAAGAAAAACAUGCAUUUCUGGUUUUGUUACUGGAAAAAUAAAUUAUUUUCUGCUCA